ACUUUAUUUGUCGGUGCAUCUGUAUCUAGUUUGCCAGUUUACGAAGAUGCAAACCGGGUGUGUGCUGAAACCGUUGCAUGCAACUACUGUAACGUUAGCGGUGCAGCCGUUUGACCUGUGAAAAUAAGCUUUGAGGUGAAAUUCUGAGGUAAAAUUCUACAGAGUUAAAGCGAGGACACCGAUGAAACUGUGAUGCUGCUCAAGCUUUAAUGACCUGACAGCUACAAUUCUUCGAAAGAAUCGUUCAUUGACGUCGUACAGGUUUGGCACAUGCCAGAAUGUGCGGGAGAACGGCUUGCACACUUGUGCCGAAUGAGCUCAGUCGUGCUGCUCACUAUCGAGACAGGACGGGACGACGAUGCAAGCCCCUAUGGAAGGAUGGAGACACUGACAAAUACCGCCCAUCAUACAACAAGAGUCCUCAGUCCUUCAGCCCUGUACUGCUGUCCAACAGACACUUCAACAAGGACGCCCCGGUAGAUGAGUGUGUGUUGGCAGCGAUGCGCUGGGGUCUCGUCCCGGCGUGGUUCAGAGAGAACGACCCCAGUAAGAUGCAGUACAACACUUCUAACUGUCGCAGCGAGAGUCUGCUAGAAAAGAAGUCUUAUAAGGAUCCUCUUCUGAAAGGACAGCGCUGUGUCAUUCUAGCCGAUGGCUUCUAUGAAUGGAGGCGAACGGAGAAAGAGAAGCAGCCUUUCUUCAUUUACUUCCCUCAGAGUCAAGGAGGUCAAGUGCCUAGUCAACAGAAUACACAGAAAACAAAAAGUGACCAAAGUUUGGACCUAGAAGAGAGUGAUCAGGACGGCAGUGACUGGACAGGGUGGCGUCUGCUGACAAUAGCAGGGCUCUUUGACUCCUGGACUCCUCCUUGUGGUGGAGAGACGUUGUAUACUUACACUGUUAUUACUGUGGACUCCUCUUCAAAUCUUCAAAGCAUCCAUGACAGGAUGCCGGCUGUGCUGGACGGGGAGGAUGAGGUAAGGCGGUGGUUGGACUUUGGAGAAGUGAAGUCCCUGGAAGCAAUGAAAUUACUACAGCCAAAGUCCUCCUUGACCUUUCACCCCGUCUCCUCAUUGGUCAACAAUUCCCGCAACAACUCUCCAGAGUGUCUGCAACCUGUAGACCCCACAGUUAAGAAGACUGUUCAACCUACAGCUAGCAGUAAAAUGAUGAUGAGCUGGCUGAAAACUGCCUCGCCCACUAAGAGGAAGAAUCCUGAUGAAGACACUUCAGCUAAAACACCUGAAGGGAAGCCUGGAGCAGAGAAGCAAAGCAAGCCGGCUGGGCCUCUCCAGCAGUGGCUGCUGGGGUCUGGAUCCAACAAAAAGCCAAGAACUUCUUCAGAAUGACCAGAAGACAGAAAAUGCACCUUGACAUGCCUAAAAAUGUUUGGUUGUUCACCCAAAACUGAAAAAAUGUUUUCACCGCAGGCCGUUCAAGAUGUACAGUAUAUGAUGUUUUUUCACCAAAACAGAAAUUUAGCAUUUUAUCACUUGCUCACCAGUGGAUCCUGUGGGUGCCAUCAGAUAAAAACAUCACAAUAAUCCAUACAGUUAAAGUGAAUAAUUGAAUUGAAUAAUUUCUCGUGAAUUGAAAAACUGCGUUUGUUAAAAAACAAAUGAACUUUUGAUGAGACAUCUUAACUUUAAACUAUCACUUCUGGCCAAAACAGUAAUCUGCAAUAAGGCUCCACGAGUGGAAAACCCCCAAAAACCCCUCUCACAUAAAAACCCAUCAUUAUAAUCAUUUAGAACAGUUUUUUCUUGUUAACAGUGCUUGAUCUGUGCUUUUUUUUUCUCUCCUGAUUCGAAGAUGACUUUCAACAGAGAAAGCAGUGUUAUUGAUAGAGGACUUUUAUUUCAUCCAGCAGCAAUAUUUUGGUGUUACAAUUUAGUUUA
Molecule: messenger RNA, 1898 nt
Organism: Puntigrus tetrazona (Sumatra barb)
Lineage: Eukaryota; Metazoa; Chordata; Actinopteri; Cypriniformes; Cyprinidae
Gene: hmces
Product: 5-hydroxymethylcytosine binding, ES cell specific
Exons: 7
Coding region: 279-1349 (356 amino acids)
Biological process (GO): DNA damage response
Molecular function (GO): single-stranded DNA binding
Source: RefSeq, a predicted model, not a curated record